UCUCCCAGCAUCCUGAAGUUUGGGGGCUGCAUUCCACUGAGAGAUUUCCAAGUAGAUGUGUGUUGGAGGGACUUCUGCCUAGGGCCUGUGUUCUGGAAAACCUGGGAAAGGGCACAGCCACCACCGCUGUCUCGGAAGACAUCCACGUAGCUCCCUUGGAGACCUUCUGCCCUUUCCCCCUCCCACCAGCCCAAGCGAACAGGGACCAGGCUUGCUUACCGUCACCUGACGCUGGGCAGCCACUGAUCCCAUUGGUGGAGCCAGAUUGGGUCUGGCUCUCCAGUUCCUUCUCGCCUCCUCUGCCUCUCUCUCCUCCAGACCGCUUUGAUUCGCUCUUGCCUCCCCUUGCGCUCGGCUUGGAACAUCGCCUCUCCCGGAGCGGCAGUGCGCUGUGGAGCAGGCAGGGGCUGCCUGUGGGGCAUGGAAGCAGCCUCCUUGGCAGCUGCGAAAGGAGCAGGAGGAGCCAGCGAGCGCUGCUGCCUGUGACCCAGGCGUCCCGGCUGCUGCCCCCAGCCCGGGAGCUCAUCCACACACAGCUCUCUCCCUUCCCUCCCCUCCAGGUCUCCCUCUGCAGAGCCUGGUGGAGCCAGUCCCCACAGGAGCCAGACCGAAGGGGAGCAUGGAGCUGCUGUCCACACCCCACAGCAUCGAGGUGAACAACAUCACCUGCGACUCCUUUCGCAUCUCCUGGGCCAUGGAGAACAGCGACCUGGAGAGGGUCACCCAUUACUUCAUCGACCUCAACAAGAAGGAGAAUAAGAACUCCAACAAGUUCAAGCACCGGGAUGUCCCCACCAAGCUCGUGGCCAAGGCCGUGCCGCUGCCCAUGACAGUGAGAGGCCACUGGUUCCUGAGCCCCCGCACGGAGUAUAGUGUGGCCGUGCAGACCGCGGUGAAGCAGAGCGAUGGGGAGUACCUGGUGUCCGGCUGGAGCGAGACGGUCGAAUUCUGCACUGGAGAUUAUGCCAAGGAGCACCUGGCGCAGCUGCAAGAGAAGGCCGAGCAGAUCGCGGGGCGCAUGCUGCGCUUCUCCGUCUUCUACCGCAACCACCACAAGGAGUACUUCCAGCACGCCAGGACCCACUGCGGGAACAUGCUGCAGCCCUACCUGAAGGACAACAGUGGCAGCCACGGCUCCCCCACCAGCGGCAUGCUCCAUGGGGUCUUCUUCAGCUGCAACACGGAGUUCAACACAGGCCAGCCCCCACAGGACUCCCCCUACGGCCGCUGGCGCUUCCAGAUCCCCGCCCAGCGCCUCUUCAACCCCAGCACCAACCUCUACUUUGCGGACUUCUACUGUAUGUACACAGCCUACCACUACGCCAUCCUGGUGCUGGCCCCCAAGGGCUCUCUGGGGGACCGCUUCUGCCGAGACCGCUUGCCCCUUCUGGACAUUGCCUGCAACAAGUUCCUGACCUGCAGCGUGGAGGAUGGGGAGCUGGUCUUCCGCCACGCCCAGGACCUCAUCCUGGAAAUCAUCUACACCGAGCCCGUCGACCUGUCCCUGGGCACCCUGGGGGAGAUCAGCGGCCACCAGCUCAUGAGCUUGUCCACUGCCGACGCCAAGAAAGACCCCAGUUGCAAGACCUGCAACAUCAGUGUGGGCCGCUAGGGACUCCAGGGGAGCUGGGGGACCUAGGGAGAAAUGACCCGCAGAGCGGUGAUGGGUGACAUAAGUUCAGGGAGCUGGCUUUCUCUGCCCUGCCCCCCUGCCCCCUCCGCACCAUCCGUUCCCCCUCCCCCACCCCUUGGCAUUAGAGGCAACAGAGGGUGGUCCCCUUGGUGGGCAUGGCCCACCCAGGCCUGGUAAGGCUCUUAGCUUCAGUAGGUUGGUAGGGGGUUGGACUUCUGGAGACUUCCCCUUCCCUCUGGCUUCCCUGUCCUGCUAUUUCCUGCCUCAUCCCAGGCCUCCGUCUGAUGGAGGCUGCACCCUCCAGGCUCUCCCGGGAAAGCCUCUCCAGGCCACAGCCCACCUGCAGGUUGCCAUCCUCCGCGGGGGACACAGAGAGCUGUGGGGUACUCUUCCUUAGCCCACCCACCCCACUCAGGACCACCGCAGGCUGCCCCUCCCUGCUCAGCUGGGCCUGGGGGCUUCCCACUCCAGACCUGGCCCUUUCCCUCUAUAAAUAGUCUCCUGCACUGCUGUGACUUCCCGCCCCACAGCGCCUCCUCCUGUCUGGAGAGAGCUGUUCCCCUUUCUCACCUCCGCCCUGAAAGGGGCCCUCUUCCUCCUGGCUUUGGAGCAUCCAGGCUGUUGGAGUUUUCCCUUUGUUCCGAAGAUAAUACAGACCCCAGAGGACCUUCUCCCUUGCUCAGAGUACUGAGGCCUGGUGUGGCAGCCAUGUGGCAGCCACUGGGGUCGAGGAGGGGGGACAAGACCCCUGAGACCCAGAGGGACCCAUUUCUCAGCCAGGAGUGGGCUGCUGCCUACCCUGAGGACACCUGGUGUGGAACAAGAUCUGAGGGCUUUCCUGCAGAGCCCAGCACACCCUGGCUGUGCAGU
Phyllostomus discolor (pale spear-nosed bat) is the source of this 2503-nucleotide messenger RNA. RefSeq names its product phytanoyl-CoA 2-hydroxylase interacting protein (gene PHYHIP). The record is from RefSeq and is a predicted model, not a curated record. Gene Ontology annotation, cellular component: cytoplasm. Gene Ontology annotation, molecular function: protein binding. Bases 620 to 1612 code for a protein of 330 amino acids. The transcript has 5 exons. NCBI's taxonomy places the organism in Eukaryota, Metazoa, Chordata, Mammalia, Chiroptera, Phyllostomidae.